AUGAGGCUUUUUCUUGGGAUCAUCUUUUCUCUGGGGAUGAUGAUUCCUGGAAAACUCAGCUUGAAAUUGCAAUAUGACAGGGAUCAGGUUUUGCAUAUUGUGCCAGAAACAUUUCAGCAAGUCCAGCAUCUUCAGCAUCUUUGCAGCACUUUACUGCUGGAUUUGUGGAAGCCCCUGCUGCCUGAAGAUAUCUGGGCUGGAGAAGACCUGCACAUAAGGGUCCCGGCCCCUCUGGUGCAGGAGGUGAAAGACAGCUUAGAUCAGCAUAUGAUCUCUUACAAAGUCCUAAUACCUGACGUGCAGGAACUGGUGGAUCAGAGCAUGCGCAGGGGGGGGGGCAGCCACAGGCAGGUCCCAGAAGGUUACGUCUACACCCAAUAUCAUCCAAUGGAAGAGAUUUAUCAAUGGAUGACUCAGAUCCAGAAAAGCAACAGUGAGCUGGUGACUCAGCACUACCUGGGGAAGACAAUUGAGAAUCGAACAAUGUAUUAUUUGCAGAUCAGUCAACCAUCAGAUAAAACCAAAAAGAUCAUUUGGAUGGACUGUGGGAUUCAUGCCAGAGAAUGGAUCUCUCCAGCCUUCUGCCAGUGGUUUGUGAAAGAAAUUCUUCAAAAUUACAAAUCUGACCCAAAGAUAAGGAGAUUUCUGCAAAAUUUGGACCUCUAUGUCUUGCCAGUUCUCAAUAUUGAUGGCUACAUCUAUUCCUGGGAAAAAGAACGUUUGUGGAGGAAAAACCGUUCUCCACAUAUGAAUGGCACCUGCUACGGGACAGACCUGAACCGGAACUUCAAUUCCUCCUGGGGCAGUAUUGGUGUUUCUUAUAACUGCAGCAGUGAAAUCUUCUGUGGAUCUGGACCAGAAUCAGAGCCUGAGACAAGAGCUGUGGCUCAGUUUAUCAAAAGGAAGAAGAGUGACAUUUUGUGCUAUUUAACAAUUCACUCCUAUGGACAGUACAUCCUCACUCCCUAUGGUUCCACAACUAAACCUCCAAGUAACAGUGAAGAACUGAUGCAAGUUGCAGAGAAAGCAGCUGCUGCCCUGAUGGGAAAGUAUGGGACCAGAUAUAAAGUAGGAUCAACCUCUUCAAUUUUAUACAGUAACUCAGGCUCCUCACGGGACUGGGCUCACAUGAUUGGCAUUCCUUUCUCCUACACAUUUGAACUGCGAGACAAGGGUACUCAUGGAUUUGUUCUACCCCCUGACCAGAUCCAACCCACAUGUGAAGAGACUAUGUUGGCUGUGACAACUAUCAUAGACUAUGUUGAUCAGAAGUACUUCCCAGGUGGGGCUGUGAUGCUGACCUCCAGCAGCCUGGGCCUGAGCCUUUGCCUGAGUGUUGUACUUACAUGGACUGUUUCUUAA
Egretta garzetta (little egret) is the source of this 1362-nucleotide messenger RNA. It is a transcript of the gene CPO, whose product is annotated as carboxypeptidase O. Gene Ontology annotation, molecular function: metallocarboxypeptidase activity; zinc ion binding. The record is from RefSeq and is a predicted model, not a curated record. Gene Ontology annotation, biological process: proteolysis. NCBI's taxonomy places the organism in Eukaryota, Metazoa, Chordata, Aves, Pelecaniformes, Ardeidae.